AGAUGCAUUCGGCGAAAAUAUUGCGUGUGCGAGUGCGAUGCGCAACGCGACGCUUUUUAUUUUCUUUUGCAUUCAUUCACGCCAUUGUAUAUAUUCGCGAGCGGCGCGCAUUUUUUCGGCAUUGGGUGAUCAACCGUCUCAAACGAAGCAUCAACAAGAAAAGUGAAAUUCAAAUCAAACAAAACAAAAAACUAUUAAUAAUAUAAAAAUGUACUACGUGCUAGUUAUACUCCACUUUAAAAUCUAAAAACUUAAUCCAAAAUCAAAGAAAAAAACUUUUUGAAAGUGAAAACAAUAAGUGAUUAUUUAAAGUUGUUUAUUUAUAAAUAAAUAAUAUGGGUAUGAUAACGAGAAUUCGUGGUCGUCUUAGGGGAAGUGUUCACACCAUUCCGAAACUCGACAAGAAACUACGCGAUGAGAAAAUUGCAGAAACAGUCUGCCUACUGUCUGUGCUGUUCCUGCUGCCGUACUGCUCGCGGGGGCACGCUCCCCUCCUGCUCAGUCUCGGCGGCUGGUGUCUUGCCACCUACUCGUUUCUUGUCCUGCCGUUACUCAUUUCGGCCAAUUACAAGUAUCCUACAAGAUGGCUGCGCAAUUUCUUUUGUUCCAUACCAGGGCUGGUGCGCAAGUUUUCCGGUCCGGUGGUCAACGUCCUGUUGAAAAUCUACUCGCCGCUGGAUAAAUGCGAACGAAUGUUUAUGAAAAUGACUAAUUUAUCGAACAUGGCUGUACAAUUAGUGUUCUUCUUGAUGUGUGACCGCGUCCUCCUCUGCAGUCUCGGGGGUGUAAACUGCCCCCAGAAACGUGUCACAGGUCUCUACUCACUAAUGUUCUACAACGUUAUUGCCUACUGCGUGUCGUACAUCAAAGAAUUGAUAGAAAAAGAAGACUGGUCGCCGUAUAUUAACAUGUCGACGCAUAGUAAUGUCAAACACCUCGCAAUGUCUGCAACGAAAAUCGUCUUAGAAUGGACCAAAGCUGUGACAUUUAUUAUCACAGUCAUUUUUAUGUUGCUUGUAUUUAGUCUGGAGCAAGGACUUGAACAUUAUCAACCUUCUACGUUGUAUACAAUCACCACGUGGUCGUUUUACAUGGCAACCGAGCGAGUUUUCAACGAGUUAUUUCUCUCUGGAAUGAAAUUAUUGAAAAUUCAACGAUUUGAAGCAUUGGAACAUCUCUACGCACCUGUUAUCUUAAGAUAUUACACGAUUUCAAUGUCUAUUCUCAUGGGGGUGAUUAUUUUAAUGUACGGACAAAUGCGAUUUGCUUUGUUGUCUAUGUAUUUAACUGUUUUCAUGAGAGGUAAAGACAUGGCGUUGAAUUGUUUGAAGGAUUUGAGAAGCGAAGAAGCUGUUUUGAGUCAAUUCAGGAAAGCAAGCACGGAGGAGAUCGAAGAUUGUGAUGAUGUAUGCGCUGUUUGCUUGAGCGCCAUGGAGAGGGCGCGCAUAACUCCAUGUCAGCAUAUGUUCCACGCGGAAUGUCUACGUGAAUGUUUAAAUAACAGCGAUAUUUGCCCGAUUUGUAAAAGAGCGUUUACAUUUAUCCAUUGCACAUAAUAUUAUAUUAUGAGAAAAUGUUGUAAACUCAAAACACUCGUAAAACGGUUGAAAUUUUCUAUUUUUGCAUGUAAUGUUAAGCUUGUGUGCACGAAAUGGCCGCCAUACUUUAAAUCCCCAUGUAGAGUAAGUUAUGACUUUGAUUUUGAUGUUGUAAGGCUUUAAUUAUUUAUUUUCUUGAGGAUUUCAAUGUAAAUACCAACGAAUGACUGAAUAUUUAGUGAUAUACUACGAUAUUUUAUAUGAUGUAAUAGAUAGAUUACAAUUAAGGUUAGAAUUUGUAAUUGUAUUGUGUUUAUUUGGUUGUUUUAAGUGUCUUGAUCAGAUGUGAUGCAUUUUAUACUGAUAUUUUGUUUGCAUAAAGAAUGAAUAAACAAAAUACUCUCGAAUAAA
Messenger RNA from Dalotia coriaria, 1949 nucleotides. RefSeq lists its product as uncharacterized. Lineage: Eukaryota; Metazoa; Arthropoda; Insecta; Coleoptera; Staphylinidae. Gene Ontology annotation, biological process: ubiquitin-dependent protein catabolic process. Gene Ontology annotation, molecular function: ubiquitin protein ligase activity. The record is from RefSeq and is a predicted model, not a curated record. The transcript has 4 exons. Bases 336 to 1556 code for a protein of 406 amino acids.